AUGAAACAUGAGCAUGAUAGCUCCAAAAAUGCCGCUUCUCCUGCACAGUCGAAUGACCUUCUCAAUUAUAUUCUCCGUUUUCUUUCGACGUCUAGCAACGAAGCGUUGCUUUGCGUUUUUGCAUGUUUAAUGGUUGCGACGUAUAUCCUAUUGGGAAGGCUCGGGCUUAUAUUAAUUGGAACUGUCCUCGGCGUCAUCUUACAUGCUUCAUGGGAAGGCUGGGGCAAUGAACAUUCUGCCCAAGAAACAGGUAUACCAACUGCCCGUAGAAGGGAGCUUACGUUGCACUUGGCCAACAGACUGCUCGACUGGCCGAAGCACAGAUCAUCCGAAGUCGCAAGGGAACCGACUAUGAACUCGGACUAUUCAACUUUUCGCCCAAAGACAGCUGCAGCUUUGGUGUCGUUGACGGACUCGAUAGUAAAGGAUUACGUGAACUACUGGUACGAACCGAUUCUACCGUCCGAGUCGAGCUUUCCUCUCUCGUGCCGGAGGAUGUUGGCCGAUUUUAUUACUUCUAUAUCAUCCCACCUCGCGCGUAAGCGAACAGCAGACACGUUUUUAGCAUUCCUCACGAACUCGUCCUCCAUGAUUAUUGUCUUCUUAAACGAAUUGUCCACGGCUUUUGAAACGACAAGUUCGACUGCAGCACCUGAACAGACGGUCAGCCGAUAUCUAGAAUUGUUCCCUGAAAGUAGCCUAGCCAAUGUUUUGGCAGAUCAGCAGCAGCGCAAGAAACUCAAUAUGAUUGCGGAUGAUAUCCUGUCUAGUUUUCUCGACCAAAAAGCAUAUAGCUGCUAUAUACUCAGGGAUUUCCUCCGCGAGGUAUUAGCCGGUGUUAUCUUUCAAUCCAUGAUGUCCAAUUUCUCGCGCCCAGAAUUCAUCAACGGAUGGAUAAUCCAUCUCUUGAGCGAGGGUGAAUCCGAAAUAAUGAACGCAAUCGACGCCGGCGUUGAAGGGGCCCGGAGCCAGGGCGUGACUGCACCAAAGGGUUCUGAUUUGAAGAACACUUCAGACAUGAACACAGCGGGCAGCGUCGAAAACGACCCUCAGGUGCUGCCACAAACAACUGGGGGGCAGAGCAACCACUCAGAUAAGGCAACGGAAGAAGCAAUUAAAGAAGCAAAGCGUCUAAGUGCCAUGAUUGCAGCGCAGGAUUCACAGAGGCAAGAUCUGCAGCAAACAAUCAACGAGGACCGGCGAGAUUCGGUUCCAGAUGGCACCGAUGAUAGUUCUUCUGCUGAGGCGCUUGAUCAAGUUGAUGAUUCGGUCAGCAGAAAUGACAAGCAUAUACUUGAUACGAGUGAGUCUCUGUUCCAAAGGAAACAGCGGCGGUUUUCAUCUUCCCCAUCUAUUCCCAGCUCGUCAAGGUCUACAUCAGAAAUCAUUCAAGAGCCUACCUUGAUUCUUCAUGGAGCUUUCGUAUCUGUGAAUGUCGAAUCGGAGCCCGGAGAAAAGACAUUAAUCCGGUCGAAGCCUACGUCAAACUAUUUGAUCCAGGUUGAACCGACAUCUACACGAUUCUCCGGUUGGAUGACAUUCAAAAAAUACGCUGAUUUUGAAUCUCUACAUGAGACUCUUGAAGCCAUUUCGAGGUUGAACAAACUUUGGAGUUUCACAGAGACGCAUACUACUUUACCAACAUGGAAAGGGAAUACGAGACAAGCAUUGGCACAAGAAUUGGCGCGAUAUUUGAAAGAUGCUCUUCAACACGAGUCCCUCGCAGAAAGCGAAAAGAUGAAGCGUUUUUUUGAUAAGGAUAAUCGUCUCGGAACCGAUCCUGCAGGGUCAUCUACGAGAACAGGUUUUUCUUUCCCUAGCCAAGCCACAUUUGAAAACGUGGGAAAGGGUGUUUUAGGCGCAUUAGCUAACGCGCCCAAGGGCGUUGCUGGGGGGAGCAAAGCUGUCUUAGGCGGUGUGACUGGGGUAUUUGGCAACGUUGGAGGUAACGGCAAACGAACAUCUCGUUCAUUUGCUGACCAGGCGAGAAAUUUUGAAUCAAAUGAGCCCUUCCCUGCUGAAACAGAACAAGCACGAAACUCGGGGGCUCGGAAGAUCUCGCUUGAUUUGACCUCGGGUUCCAAACAUCACACAUCACCAGUUCAAUUUACCGGAAAAAAGUAUCCUUCAACGCGCAGUUCUUGUUCUAGCUUUUCAUCCUCGAACGAUGCUUCUCUCUCUCAAAACGCUCGCUCUGGCAGGUCAACUGAAGCUGUGGGUAGUGCAGUUAGCUUGGCAGCUGAUGGGCUAGACGCAGGAGUCAAUCCGCUUUCGAGUAACUUCUGCCCGUCGAAUGAGUCUCCUUCCCAUGGACUCGAGCAAAAAGUCUCAGCGAUAGGUUCCCAAUACCGGCAGGCUGAAGUGAUGGACUCUCAUCAGCAAGCAACCCCUGAUAUAAGAGCUGCAGGAGCGUUGGUAGAUAAGGCGAUUACGAAUGAGGAAACCCAAAUAGCAGUGGAGCUAAUAUUUGCUGUUAUAAAUGAGCUAUAUACUUUAUCGUCCGCCUGGAAUAUUCGUCGGACGCUUCUGAAUGCUGCAAAAUCUUACAUUCUCCGUCCCGGAAGCCCAACUUUGGAAACGAUCCGAAUCCUUCUUCAGGAUUCAAUGAUCAAUGCGAACACGUCAGAUGAAACAAUAGGGACAUAUCUUACCAAACUUCGUGAGAAUGCCCUUCCGACAGAAAUCGAGAUGAGGAGUUGGCCACCACCACCUUCUGAAGACGAAAAGGAACGUUUACGAGAAAAUGCACGGAAGCUUCUCGUUCAGAAAGGGCUGCCACAGGCAUUGACAAGCGUUAUGGGAGCGGUUGCUAGCCGAGAAGCACUUGAAAAGAUAUUUGAUUGCCUCCAAGUCGAGACCAUUGCCCGUGGGUUUGUCUUCACGAUUCUUCUGCAGGUCUUGAGGGCUGUCAUUAUUUAA
Aspergillus glaucus CBS 516.65 is the source of this 2919-nucleotide messenger RNA. Its product is annotated as PX domain protein. The transcript has 2 exons. The coding region runs from base 1 to 2919 and encodes 972 amino acids. Gene Ontology annotation, cellular component: intracellular membrane-bounded organelle. Gene Ontology annotation, molecular function: phosphatidylinositol binding. Lineage: Eukaryota; Fungi; Ascomycota; Eurotiomycetes; Eurotiales; Aspergillaceae. The record is from RefSeq and is a predicted model, not a curated record.